Molecule: messenger RNA, 828 nt
Organism: Populus trichocarpa (black cottonwood)
Lineage: Eukaryota; Viridiplantae; Streptophyta; Magnoliopsida; Malpighiales; Salicaceae
Exons: 2
Coding region: 119-502 (127 amino acids)
Molecular function (GO): RNA-DNA hybrid ribonuclease activity; nucleic acid binding
Source: RefSeq, a predicted model, not a curated record
CCAUAUCCUGCUUCAAUGCCAUAAGCAUUGGCUCAUUUGGUCCAAAAUCAUUAAGUGGUGGGGUUUAGUUUGGUGUUGCCCAAAGAGCUUCUCAGAUUUGUGGUCUCAAUGGACUUCCAUGGUGCAUGGUCAUUUUCAGAGGAAGGCGUGGCUGAUGUUGUUCUUCUCAGUGGCAUGGUCUCUUUGGCUACUUCGAAAUGAUCUGAUCUUCCAACAGAAGACACCUGACUAUGAUUCAAUAUUCUUUCUUAUUAUCACCCGUCUAUGUCUAUGGCUAAAAGCUAUCCAUUCUGAUUUCCCAUACUCCCCUUCAGAUCUGAUCAGAUCGGCAGAUGGCUUACUUCGGUGGUCCAAUGCCCACUCCUUCAGGAUUCAUAAUAUGUGGUCUCCUCCUAUGAUUAAUAGCCUCAAAUGGAACGUGGAUGGCUCGUCUCUUGGUAAGCCAGGCCCUUCUGGAAUAGGUGGUGUACUGCGAAAUCAUCAUGGACAUCUUCUCGGCUGAAAGCAUAUUUUGGUUCAAUCACCUUCUCCCAUAUCUUCCGUGAAAGUAAUUGCAUGGCAGAUUGCAUGGCUAAACAAAGAGUGCAGAGAUCAAGUGAUUUUGUUGCCUGGCUUUGACUACACUUUUUUUUUCUAUGGCCUUGCUCUUGUGUCUUCUCCCACUAUGUCUUUGAGUUAUUUUCGUUUUUGUUUUGUAGAGGAUUGUUUAGCUUUGAGCUCAUUCGGAUGGCUAUUCUAAGGUUUUCUUUGCUUUUGUUUUUCUUAUACUGCGCUUUAUCCUAUUUAUGGCUUUUUGCCAUAGUACGAUAUUGUGUAGUUUCUGUACUA